AUGAGCGUCGUGAGAGGUUGUUACUACGAUAACAUGGACGGAAGAGAUCUUUGCACUAUGUUAAGAUCGAAAAUCGUCGAUCAAUCGAAUUUGCCAUUUUGCGAAACGUGUACCGGAGAUUCGUGCAACGGUUCUUCUAGAAUGUUCGGAUCAACCACCAACACAUUAUUAUUCAUUACUUUAUUACCAAUGAUUGCUUAUUACUUUAACACGCACAAAUUGUAA
This is a messenger RNA of Pediculus humanus corporis (human body louse), 225 nucleotides long. RefSeq lists its product as uncharacterized. NCBI's taxonomy places the organism in Eukaryota, Metazoa, Arthropoda, Insecta, Psocodea, Pediculidae. The record is from RefSeq and is a predicted model, not a curated record. The transcript has a single exon. The coding region runs from base 1 to 225 and encodes 74 amino acids.